AUGACUGAAUCAAACUUAUCAAAGAGCGACCUGUUAGAAAUAUGCAGUAGUCUAGGAUUGCCAACAGAAGGAAAUAAAAUGGACUUGGUCCAAAAAUUAAAGGAAUAUUCCGGUGUUAUAAACCGUGGGAAAGGAAAAGAAAAAGAUGUAUUAGCAGGUCCAAGUACCUUGGGGCAAGAAAUUGCCGAUGAUGCUUCAAUAGUCUAUAGCCAACAAACGGAAAUCUCCGCCACAUUGAAUCCAAACACUGAACCACGUGCGCAAACACUAAACGACUUAUUACGAAACAAGAAGCGCACAGCAUGGAACAUGCCAUUAGAAGGAUUACCAAGAGAUAUAGAAGAAGUAUCCGAUUGUCAACCCCAAACAUAUAGGGAAACUAAAAAGCGGAAGUCACUUGCAGAAGAAG
Messenger RNA from Racocetra persica, 409 nucleotides. Lineage: Eukaryota; Fungi; Glomeromycota; Glomeromycetes; Diversisporales; Gigasporaceae. The record is from the annotation of a GenBank genome assembly.